UUUACGUCGCCGUGCGCUAAUCCAACCUGCUCAGCAAUGCCGAAAAAGAAGACUGGUGCCCGCAAGAAGGCGGAAAACCGUAAGGAACGGGAAAAACAGAGUCGAGCCAACCGUGACCAUGUCGACGUGGCAAAGCACCCCUGCAACUCCGCUAUGGAAUGUGACAAGUGUGAAAGACGGCAGAAGAACCGAGCGUUCUGCUACUUCUGUGCGUCUGUGCAGAAGCUCCCCAUGUGUGCCCAGUGUGGUAAAACCAAGUGCAUGAAGUCAUCUGACUGUGUGAUCAAACAUCCGGGGCUCCACAGCACCGGCAUGGGCAUGGUGGGGGCGGUGUGUGAUUUCUGCGAGGCCUGGGUGUGUCACGGCAGGAAGUGUCUGAGCAGUCACGCCUGUGUCUGCCCGCUGUCAGACGCAGACUGCAUCGAGUGUGAACGCUGUGUCUGGGACCACGGAGGCAGGAUAUUCCGCUGCUGUUUCUGUCACAACUUCCUGUGUGAGGACGACCAGUUUGAGCACCAGGCCAGCUGUCAGGUCCUGCAGGCGGAGACCUACAAAUGUGUUUCCUGCAACAGACUUGGGCAGCACUCCUGUCUGCGCUGCAAGGCCUGUUUCUGUGACGACCACGUGAGGAGCAAGGUGUUCAAGCAGGAGAAGGGGAAAAACCUGCCGUGCCCCAAAUGUGGCCACGAGACCCAGGAGACCAAAGACCUCAGCAUGUCUACCCGCUCGCUGAAGUUUGGCCGUCAGAGUGGCGCCGACGAGGAGAGCUACGGCUACGGAGCCUCUGGCUACGAUAGCUACUGGAAAAGCGUCUCCAGCGCGGGGCAGGAGGAGGAGGGGGAGGAGGACUAUGACGAAGACGAGGAGGAGGAAGAGGAGGAGGAAGAGGAGGAGGAAGAGGAGGAGGAGGUGGUGGAUAAUCUGGCUGGUCUCAAAUUGGAGGGCGCCAUGGUAACCGGGGACAGCCACUGAGGAUGAAGCUUCCCCACAGCGCCACCUAGUGAGGGGAGGGAGUUGGGCGGUCUGACGUGUGUUUUUCUGCGAUACCUUGUCAUACAACAAUGUUCUACUUCACUUGAUUUUUGUUCUCAUCUUCUAAUGUUGAGGUGAACUGGAAAAAAUUGAUAUUGUCUGCAAAGGUAUCCUCCACAUAGAUUACUGCUUUAUGACUGUAGACAGUACCAUACAAUAUAGCCUAGUUUUACUGACAGUUUUUAAUUCCUUCAUAAAUGGUAGCUGUAUAUUUAGUUCACAUGCAAGACUUAAAAUAAAGCUAUCAAUUUAACUGUG
Osmerus eperlanus (European smelt) is the source of this 1290-nucleotide messenger RNA. RefSeq names its product zinc finger protein 330 (gene noazfp). The transcript has 9 exons. Bases 37 to 972 code for a protein of 311 amino acids. Lineage: Eukaryota; Metazoa; Chordata; Actinopteri; Osmeriformes; Osmeridae. Gene Ontology annotation, cellular component: nucleus. Gene Ontology annotation, molecular function: zinc ion binding. The record is from RefSeq and is a predicted model, not a curated record.